Molecule: messenger RNA, 1655 nt
Organism: Mercurialis annua (annual mercury)
Lineage: Eukaryota; Viridiplantae; Streptophyta; Magnoliopsida; Malpighiales; Euphorbiaceae
Product: transcription factor bHLH113-like
Exons: 5
Coding region: 188-976 (262 amino acids)
Biological process (GO): regulation of transcription by RNA polymerase II
Cellular component (GO): nucleus
Molecular function (GO): protein dimerization activity; DNA-binding transcription factor activity, RNA polymerase II-specific; RNA polymerase II cis-regulatory region sequence-specific DNA binding
Source: RefSeq, a predicted model, not a curated record
ACCACGGUUUUCUUGGGUCCGGUAAUAAACUUUGACCGCGAAACACAAAAUCACCACCCCAUUAUCCAAAGCACACUCUUCAUUAUUCCCUCGGAAUUUACUCCAAAUUCACCUCUCUUCUCAAACCCACUUCAUAACCACAUUAAACUUAUUUUUAACUUUUUUUACCUUCUUUUCUCUGGUUUUAAUGGCGGAUAGUGAAGAACGGGACCACUGUGGUUUCUCUCAGUUACUGUUAUCUAACGAUCAUGAUCAUGUGGGCCCAACUCAGUGUUUUGAUCAUGACUCGUCUGUAAAGUUUCCUAAAAUGCUUUGUUUUGGAGGUUAUGAUGAUCAGUUUGGUCAUCAUUAUGAUCAUCAAAAAACUGAUCGUGAUGAUAAAAAAAAUAAUGUUGUGUUGCUAAAUAAUAAUCCUUUGAAAUCUGGAGUUACAUGCAGUGACUCUUCUUCUGCUUCUUCUGCUAAUAAUACCAUCAAUGUCAUUAAUAUCAAUUCUGCUGCUGAGUUUAAAUCUAACAGGAAAAGGAAUGGGACAGGGCAAGAUAUUACAGUGCAGGGCAAAACUAAGAGUAACACCAUAGCCAAAGCUCAGAGAAGUAGUAAAAAGACCAAAAUGGAUAAUCCCAUUUCUACUGCCCAGCCAAAGGCAAGGAAAGCGAAACUAGGAGAAAGAAUCACUGCAUUACAACAGCUUGUAUCACCUUAUGGCAAGAGUGAUACAGCAUCAGUACUACAUGAAGCAAUGGGAUACAUCAAAUUUUUACAAGACCAGCUUCAGGUGCUGUGCUCUCCUUACCUGCAGCACCACCCUGAGGGUGAAAAAAAUGGAGAAGAAUUGGCAAAGGAAUUGAGGAGCAGAGGAUUAUGUUUGGUUCCAGUGGAAUACACCAUACACGUGGCAAGCAGCAACGGUGCCGAUUACUGGUCACCGGCAAUGGUCAACAAUUUCUCACCAUCUUCAUCAACAAAGCAGUGAAACUCCAGUAUGCAUCUAUCAUAUAAUUUUGAUCAAAAGGAUAAAAAACAAAAAGAAAAAACAAGGGGUAAUUUUCAUCGAUAGUCACUCAACUUUAGCUUUUAUCCCACUAUAGUCCCUAAGCUUUAAUCCAUUAUUGUAUUCUCUCAAUUUUUAUUUUCUAUUUGUAUUGUCUUUGAUUCUCUGUUUUCGUCAAAAUUUAAUGCCGUGACGGACAAUUGAAGGGCUAAAAGUCAUAUUGAAUGACUUUAAUUAAAAAAGUACCGUUCCAUUUGGACUUUUUAAAUGUUUGUCACAUCAUUAAAUUUUGACGGAAAUAGAGUUGGAGUGACGUCAGGGACAAUACUAAUAUAAAAUAGAAAUCGAGGAGAAUAUACUUAUGAAUUAAAGUUUAUGGCCUACGGUGGAAGAAAAUGAUAAUUGAGGGACUGCCAAUGAAAAUUACCCGGAAAAAAAAAGUGUAGGUAAAAAGGAUUAAUUGAAACCCUUUUUUGGUUUAGAUUAGAUGUAGUAAGGUAAUCUAAGAAAAGUUAGAAAGAAAGAAGGAAUCUUUAUUUCUUAACUUGUUUUUGGUAGGGACUAGAAUGGCCUUUUAGCAUGACAUUCACUUGUAAAGUUUCUAAGCUUUGACCAGCUGUUAGUGCCAUUUUAAGUAAAAGGCUAGUUGGCUUCUUUGUUA